CAGAGCUGAUUGAAAGAAGUGUAGUGUAACAACACCUGAGUACAAGGAUUAAAUAUAAUCUUCUUCGGUUUAAAGAAAUCAAAAAUGAUCAUAGCGAAAAAAUCUUUGAUUUUCUCCGUCUUACUCGUGGGAAUACUUGGAGUCACAGAAGUUGUUUCAAUCAAAAAAGGAAAAGGUCGCCGUUUACAGCAAAGACCUUUCGCUCCUGCCUACCACAAUGUCCCAUUUUCACAGCCACGUAUUCCAUCUUAUCACACUAUCCCAAGCAGUUAUCCGACACCUCCGGCAUUACGACAGCCACCUGCGCGUCCUGUAGCUCCAAGGCCUGGAAUAGUCGUGUUUGGUGUUGGGCCACAAUCUCUUCAAAUCCCGAAUCACUACUCCAAUUAUGCUCCAGCUCCUCAACAAACCAAACCAAUCGUUCCUGCGCCAGCAUACGCUCCAGCCCCUCAACAAACCAAACCAAUCGUUCCUGCGCCAGCAUACGCUCCAGCCCCUCAACAAACUAAACCAAUCGUUCCUACGCCAGCAUACGCUCCACCAACUGCAGUGGUGACCAGGACUCCACCUAGAAAUCAGCCUGCCAUAUCGAAUUAUGCGCCACCAGUCCACUAUCAACAAACCGUUGAACAGACAAGAUACCAUUCCCAACCAAUUCAGCCAACUUACCCUGUUCAAUCCCCACAGUAUGGAAACAGGUAUCCGGUAGCCCAACCAGGGAACUAUCAACAACCCAGUGCGCAAGUGGUGGCUGUUUCAGCACCAAUCCCUGUCACCAAGCAACAAGUGAGCAUUCCAACCUACGUUGCUCCAGCCAAGUCUACCGUUUAUGGAUCAGCCUACGUAGAUAAUUCGGCAAGCUAUCACGCUUCAGACUCUUACACAAGAGGAGAAGCUUCAAAGCCAGUAGAAUCCAUUCCGGCAUCGUACCAAUCACCAGCCAAGCACCCGCAGGAAAAUUACGGAACUGCGCCAACGGUAUCAUACAUUUCAAACCCUACCGCAAUCUAUACCGAAACGAAAGCAAAGCAAUCAAUUGGGGCUUAUGCGAUUGAAACCCCAAAAAUAAAGGAAAGUCAAUCUUCUUAUUCGACUCCUGCACCCAAUGUGAAGUAUUCUACGGAAGUUCCCUAUUCCACUAUUGAAUCCAAACCAACAAGUGGUUCCUACGACAAACAUUCUAACUCAGAAAAAUCUAAGGCAGACAAGGAUCAGUACAAGAAACCCGUUUAUCCAGCUUCGCAAUCCUAUAAGGAAACAGAGUCUCUGUCGCAUGGCGAAAAGAAGAAAGAAAUUGAUUCUUCAUCUCUUCCUUAUUCCAAAGUGGAAGCGAAGCCGGUGAGCCAACCUUCUAAGCAGGAUGAGUACAAGGUAUCAAAGCAAGAAGAUAGCAAACUGAAGGCACCUGCUUACUCUAUAGCCGAAUCCCACAAAAAAGCAGAGUAUAAAGAAGAGAAGAAAGAACAAGUAUCAGUGUACGCUAAAUCGGAAACCGCAAGCAAGGACCAAUCGUACCAGUCGCAUACACAAACUGAGAAAACUUACGACAAUAAAGAUAAGCCGCAGACUUCGGCUUACCCAACCUCGCAAACCUACAAGGAAGAGGAUUCUAAGUCGUACGGCGAACAGAAAAAGAAAGUGGAAGAGUCAAGUCUUUCUUAUUCCGCAGUGGAAUCCAAACCUGAGAUUGAAUCUUCCAAGCAAAACGCAUACCAAUCAUCAACCGAGGACAAGGUAAAGGUAUCUUCUUACCCUACAUCCCAGAAGUACAAGGAAGUAGAAUCACCAAAAGAAGUCCAGGAUUAUAAGGAACAAGAUCAUGCAGUUUACCAACCAACAUCCGCAAGCGAAUCUUAUGUGAAAAACUCAGAUUCGUACAAGGAAGAAAAACAACCCAAGAAACCAGCCGCUCCUACACACUCCUACAAGACGGUCGAAUCCCAAUCAAAACCUGAGGACGACAAGAAACAUUAUAAAGCGGAACAUAUCCCAUCAAAACCAGCAUCGGUUCCAUCUUACAAAACGUAUCCUAGCAUUGCGACAGUUACACAAGAGCCAUCCAAGUAUCACGAGUCUAAGACGUACGAGCCAAAUUAUCCUUCUGGUUAUCCAGCCCCGAAUGCACCAGUAAAAGAAGUCAAUUCCUAUUCCAAACCUAACUUAGAUGAAACAAACCUUCCGUCGCAUCAGUAUUCUACGAGUUACGCAACCACCACGAAAGUCCCGAUCAUUCAGAGCGAAGACAAGGUGAAGGUUUCUCCAUCCCAAGAUUACAAGGAAGUGGAGUCGCAAAAAGAUAUCCAGCAUUACAAGAAGCAAGAAUCCGCCGUUUACGACCACAAACCCGUAAGUGACUCUUACACGAAACAUUCAGCCGCUUACGUAGAAGAGAGUCAGCCUCAAAAACCAGUUAUUUCAGCUACGCCAUCUUAUAAGAAAGACGAUUCUGCGCUUAAAACCGAGUACAAACAGAAACAUUAUGAAGCUGAGUAUAGUUCGUCAAAACCUGCGUCUGUUUCGACGUAUGACAAGCCCAUCAGCACUUUGCUCGUUACGGAGGAAACAUCAAAGUACCAUGAGACGUACCCAAAGGCGUACGAAACAAAGGAUCUAUCUGUUUCUCAAGCACCGAAGUCUUCAUUGAAAGAAGUUAACACCUAUUCCAAGCAAAAGUCCGAGGGUGAAUCAAACCGUUACAGUUUGCCCGUCUAUUCUACGACGACUUCUCGGCCGUUACAUCACUAUUCCACGGAAUCCACAGCUACCAGGAAAGUCCCCACAAUUCCGAUCGAAGACAAAGUUAAGGUUCCUGCUUAUACUCCAUUUAAGAACAACAAGGAAGUAGAGACACUAAAGGAGGUCCAGGAUUACAAGAAGCAAGAAGCUGCCGCUUACGAACACAAACCUGUUGGUAACUCUUACAUACAACAUUCAGCUUCGUACGUAGAAGAAAGUCAGCACCCAAAACUAGCUGUUUCUACUUCAGUAUCACACAACAAAGACGAAUCUCAACCAAGUUCUGAGUACAAACAGACACAUUAUGAAGCGGAGUACAGUCCGUCAAAAGCUGCGCCUGUUCCAACUUACGAAAAGUACCCCAGCACUUCUGCAGUUACACAAGAGCCAUCCAAGUAUAAUGAGUCAAACUCGAAGGAUUACGAAUCAAAGUAUCCGUCUGUUUCUCCAGUGAACAAAUCUCCAGUACAAGAAGUAAAUACCUCAUCUAAACCAACGUCAGAUGAAUCAAAACAUCACAAUUUACAUGCCUAUUCCACAACGACUUCGUUCCCUUCGUAUCACCAUUCAACGGGCUACACUACCACCACUAAAGCCCCUGCAAUUUCUUACGAAGACAAACCGAAGACGUACUACACUACUACACCCAAAUAUCAAGAGUACUCCACGUCUGCGAAAGUUGUAACAUACAACCCUCCAGCAUACAAAAGUACAGUCGAGUACGCACCAGUUGCGACUACUCCAAGGCAAAACGAAGAUUAUAGGGAACAAUACUCUUCGGAGAAGGACACACACACAAAGGCAGGCGCACCUGUUGCAGUUGAAACAUCUUACGGAACUCCAACCCCAACGGCAAAUUACAAUGUGAAGGCAAAUGAUCGAGUUUACGUUGUAGCCGAGCCAGAUAACACCGCAGAAACUUACCAGAAGAAAGAGCCUGUGCCAUCCUAUCCGUCUUACCCCAAUCCAUCGGUGGAUGAAAAAUUGUCAUCCGAUAAACAAGUUGUGAAUCAAUACGGCCCAAGCGAUCGUGGCUAUAAUAGCGAGUCAUCCGACACAGCAAACAAGCCAAGCUACGAAGGUCGAUCUGCUUCUUCAUCCGCCUCUGAUCUUCCGACAUAUAACCGUAAACCCAUCAAAGAAGCCGAUUCACUUACCAGCACAGUAGAAGGGGCAAAGAACUCCGGCAGUUACAGCCACGAUGGCGUUAAGGGUGACUACUCUGCCAUUCCAGGAAAACCUGAAAUUGAUUAUCCCAUUUAUUCAGAGCUUCCCAAUAACAAGUUUAACUGUUCUGAACAACAACUACCUGGGUAUUAUGCUGAUACAUCUGCCCGUUGUCAAGUGUUUCACAUUUGUUUGGGUGAUCGUCAAUGGAGCUUCCUCUGCCCUAAUGGAACGAUCUUUAGCCAACAGCACUUUGUUUGUGUCUGGUGGUACGACUUCGACUGCUCAAAAGCACCAGCUCUUUUUGAACUCAACGAGAAAUUGUUUAUCAUUCCUUUGGCGAAACAAGCCCUUGAUUACGGAGCUGAACAGCGCACAAAACCUUCAAACAGUGAAAAUUCGGAAGGAACAGGUAAACAGUACGACGAACUCACUAACCAAAAAGAAAGACCGUUCUCACCAGGCUCGUAUUAAGUUUUCCGCCCAAAAAGCCCCCGAAAAAGUCAAAGAGAAUUCUUUUAUUACGUACAGAUGAAACUACAAGAUCGUUAAUGAGCCUCUUAUUCUUCUGAAACAUAGCAAAGCCCUUCUCAUGCGAAAAUGAAAUAUUUUUCAACUGGAACAACUAUACAAUUUGAAAUGAGUUUAACCGCUGUGUAAUAGAUAGAUCACCUUUGCCUGUAUAAUGUCAAUCAAGUCUGUUGGUGUAAAAAUCACCUAGCAAAAUGAGAAGCUGAAGAAUUUAUGGAUUUCAUUUGUAUCGAUCGAGUUUCUUGCAUACG
Messenger RNA from Daphnia carinata, 4685 nucleotides. Its product is annotated as adhesive plaque matrix protein-like. Gene Ontology annotation, cellular component: extracellular region. The transcript has 4 exons. Bases 85 to 4377 code for a protein of 1430 amino acids. Gene Ontology annotation, molecular function: chitin binding. The record is from RefSeq and is a predicted model, not a curated record. Lineage: Eukaryota; Metazoa; Arthropoda; Branchiopoda; Diplostraca; Daphniidae.